This is a messenger RNA of Racocetra persica, 313 nucleotides long. The record is from the annotation of a GenBank genome assembly. Lineage: Eukaryota; Fungi; Glomeromycota; Glomeromycetes; Diversisporales; Gigasporaceae.
CUUUAAAAAUAAAGGUUUCAAAAAGAGUGGUUAUCUUAAUAGGAGAAAUGGACAUCAUCCACCUGAAAAAUGUGAAAUCGGGCCAUGGGGAACCAAACCAAUAGUUAUUCAAGUUGAUGAAUUAACCUGGAAUUGUGAUGAAAAAGGUUUCAAAUAUAAAACAUGUAAUGAUAAGGAUAUCUACAAAGACCAAGUAAUUAAUUACGAUGAAGAAAAACUUCCACAGCGACUUGAUGAUCAAGGACCGGAAACUGGCUUGUAUCUCAUAAUUGAUGGUGAAAGCAAAUCAGGAAAACGUGCUAACAGUCAAUCC